AUCAUCAUCAAAUCCCCCCUUUCGUGGUAAACCAAAAGAAUAUAGACAAAACCACGAAAGAGAAGACAUCCCACCUUUCAUCAUGACAUCCCAAGUACUCAAGGCAGCCGUCGGACUUGCUACAUUUUCCUAUUUGGAUGCAAAAUAUGGCAUUGCAUCUGAUGUCCGUGCAGGUCGUGCAACUUCUGCUGCUGAUUUAGGAUUAAAGAUAGCUGAAUGGCGUGGAAAAGCAUCACUUUAUGAAAGUUUUCAAUCAACCGUAAAGACGAAUCCAAAAGGUGACUUUUUGGUGUACGAAGGUAAAACAUGGUCAUUCGAACAAGCAGAUGCAGACGUAAGAAGGAUUGCUCAUUUCUUGCUCAAUCAAGGUAUCAAACCUGGAGAUCGUAUCGCAGUCUUUUUGCACAAUUCUGCGACUUAUCCUCUCCUUUGGCUCGCAUGCAUGUCGAUCAACAUCGCUCCUGCUUUCAUCAAUAACGGUCUGACCGGUAAAGGAUUAUUGCACUGUAUCGCCGUUUCAGAAGCACCUUUGGUAAUCUUUGAACCUGAAUUGGAAGCUCCCCUACAAGAAGUCUCAAAAGAGUUAUUGGAACACUCAAAAGUACGUCGUUAUUUGUGCUUCGAUGAUGGCUUGAGACAUGAAAACGAAAAGGUCAAUUUGCCUCCUCAAAUCGAAAACACCGUCUAUUACGGUCCUAACGAACACGCAGCUCAAAGUGUCAAAGAAAUCGAUCCAGUAUACCGCAAGGAUGUAACAUUGGCAACAUCAUGUGCACUCAUUUACACAAGUGGAACAACUGGAUUGCCUAAAGCAGCCCUUUGUAGUCAUGGUAGAAUCGGAACAGCAACAACCGUUUGGACUAGAUUGGGAGGUUUCACAAACAAGGACAGAAUUUAUACUGCCAUGCCAAUCUAUCACUCUUCCGCCGCCUUUUUGUGCUUAGGUGUCGCUUUCCGUUCUGGUGCAUGUGUGAUCAUCGGUCGCAAAUUUAGUGCAAGCAAAUUCUUUGAACAAGUUCGUGCUGCUGAUGCAACUGUUGUUCAAUAUAUCGGUGAAAUUGCACGUUACCUUUUGGCCGUUCCACCUCAUCCAGAUGACAAGAACCAUCGUGUUCGUUUAGCAUACGGUAAUGGUAUGCGUCCUGACGUCUGGAACAAGUUCCGUGAUCGUUUCGCAAUCCCUCAUAUCUUCGAAUUCUAUGCAUCUUCUGAAGGAAAUGGUGCUUUGCUUAACUACAACACGGGAGAGUUUGGUUCAGGAGCAGUUGGAAGAUUCGGUUCAUUGGCAAGAACGGUUCGUCCUGAUUUCCGUAUCUUCCGUGUUGAUCCAAUCACAGAAGAUGUCGUUCGUGGAGCAAAUGGAUUAUGCGAAGAAUGCGAUUUUGAUGAACCAGGAGAAUUCAUGUGCCGAAUCAAUGAAUCCAGAGCAUCAUCACAAUUCCAAGGAUAUGCAGGUAACCCUGAUGCAACAAAGAAGAAGAUUUUGCGUGAUGUCAAGGCCAAAGGAGAUGCUUGGUUCCGUACAGGUGAUUUGAUGAGAAUGGAUGUGAACGGUUUCUAUUGGUUUGGAGAUCGAAUGGGUGACACUUUCCGCUGGCGCAGUGAGAAUGUCAGUACGGCGGAAGUUGCUUCAGUUUUGGGUGAAAAGAUUGCAGAAGCAAACGUUUAUGGGGUUUUGGUGCCCAAUCAUGAUGGAAGAGCAGGAUGUGCAGCAAUUCCAAGAAAUGCGGCUGCAACGUUAGAUUUAGUAGGAUUGGCAACACAUGCACGUAAAUCUUUACCUAAAUACAGUGUCCCACUCUUUUUACGCAUCGUUCCUGAAAUGGAAUCAACAGGAACGGCAAAGCAAUUAAAGGUUGCUUUGCGUAAUCAAGGUAUCGAACAUGCACAGUGUGGACCUGAUCCGUUAUACUGGCUUCCACCAAGUUCCAAAGCAUACCUUCCUUUCGAGCCAAAAGAUUUGGAAGCUCUCAAAGCAGGAAAGGUGAAAUUAUGAAAAUAUAAACUUUAGAUGCUAUGUAAUCUUUUCAUUCCUUUAUUGUCGUAAUAUUAUAUAUUUGUUUUGAUCGGAGUAUGUUAAGGAGGAUAGACAUUCGCUUCAGGAUGCGGCUUUCUGUCUGCUAUCCCAACAUUUAUCCCAACAUUCUUGUCUCGGGUAAUCCUUAUUCGUACGAUUGUGUUCAUUUCAAUUUUCAGUAACGGCAAAAGAUGCCAGAUGUUUACUCACUUACACGUCUUAUGA
Messenger RNA from Meira miltonrushii, 2242 nucleotides. RefSeq names its product acetyl-CoA synthetase-like protein. The coding region runs from base 83 to 1996 and encodes 637 amino acids. The record is from RefSeq and is a predicted model, not a curated record. The transcript has a single exon. Gene Ontology annotation, molecular function: long-chain fatty acid transmembrane transporter activity; long-chain fatty acid-CoA ligase activity. NCBI's taxonomy places the organism in Eukaryota, Fungi, Basidiomycota, Exobasidiomycetes, Exobasidiales, Brachybasidiaceae.